AUGCAUACCAAGGCCUCCCUGGCAAUCGCUGCCUCUAUCAUGGCAGGGCUGGCCAACUCGGCCGCCAUUGAGUUGGACCAACGAGCAGUGACCUGCUCGACCGACGUGCUCUCCCGCCUGAUGGCAGCUCUUCCGGCCUACGCAGCCCCAUUCUGCAAGGCUGCCGUUAAUAUCCCACCAAAGACGCCAACCGCUACCAUUACGGUUGCGCCCACUGUCACCGUAGGAGCCACCGCCUACUCGACUGUAUACGUCACGGACAAGACGCAGACCACUACCAUUGUCGUGAACGGCAAGCGUGACAUCCACUACCGCAGCGAACACGUUCACGAGCUUGACGAGCGAGCCAUGCUCAAGGACCGGGCCCUGCUCGACUUCGCGGCCUUUGCCUCCGCGGCACAUGUCGCCCUGGGCGUCCCUGCCGUGUCCGCUGCAUGCUCGUGCUUCUCGUCGGCGUGGACAGCGCCGACAGUCACCACCACCGUUGCCGGCAAGACAGCGGUGACAAUCUCUACCGCCAAGACGACCCUGCCUACGACCGUGACGGUCAAGGGCGUCACAGUCACAUCCACCAGCAAGGGUUUCGUGGCGACCUCGACCUCGUCCACCACGAGCAAGCCUUCGACGACGACGACGAGCACCACCCCCAAGCUGUCAUCCACGACCCCGGCCUCGUCGUCCAUCAUCACCUCGGUGCUGAGCGUCAGCUCCUCCUUUGUGCCUGUUAGCACCAUCACCAACAGCGCGGAGCUGUCGAGCAUCAACUCCAUCGUCUCGUCCAUCCUGUCCAAUACCGCAUCUUCGACACCUUCUUCUGCCGUUCCAUCGGUUGCCGUGUCUAGCUCGGAUGUCUCGAGCUCGUCGACUGCAGCUGCCAGCUCAUCUACUGCUGUGAGCUCCGCAGCGUCAAGCUCGUCCUUGGCAUCGAGUGCCGAUUCCUCGCUGUCGUCCUCGGUAGUGAGCACCACGGCAUCCGCCUCGUCGUCCUCCAGCGACGCCAGCUCCCUGGCCUCGUCCACCGCGCCCAGCGUGGUGUCAUCCACUGCUUCCAGCCUUUCAUCUACAGUUCCCGACCUUUCCUCCACCACCCUCAGUCAAUCUUCCACUACCCCAAGCGUGGUAUCCGACAAACUCUCAACCUCGAGCACCCUGCCCUCCAGCGACAUCUCCUCCAGCCAGUCCACAAUCACCUUCUCCCCAACAUCCACCGACCUCCCAAGCAGCACCCUCUCCACCUCAUCAGUGACCCCCUCCUCGACCUCCUCGGGCCACGUCUGCGGCGUAGACCUGCAAGCCUACAACUACGCCACGCCCGCCAACGCCGACACGUACAACGGGUGCAACCCGGACUCGGCGACCCACUUCAGCGCGUGCCACUCGGAUGUCAACGGCACGGCUGUGUGCAGCUCGUGCGGCAAGUGCGGGACCAGCACCGCCAUGUGCAAGUCCGACGCCGAGUGCGGCGCCGGCGAGGCGUGUCUCACCGGGACGGCGUGCAACGGCGGCGCGGCGGCUUGUUUGCCCAUCAAUGAUAACUGCUAUGGGACGAGUCAGUAA
Molecule: messenger RNA, 1557 nt
Organism: Diaporthe amygdali
Lineage: Eukaryota; Fungi; Ascomycota; Sordariomycetes; Diaporthales; Diaporthaceae
Exons: 2
Coding region: 1-1557 (518 amino acids)
Source: RefSeq, a predicted model, not a curated record